Molecule: messenger RNA, 495 nt
Organism: Clavispora lusitaniae ATCC 42720
Lineage: Eukaryota; Fungi; Ascomycota; Pichiomycetes; Serinales; Metschnikowiaceae
Source: RefSeq, a predicted model, not a curated record
AUGGGACUUUAUACCUGGGCCCGAUCCAUCGGUUGGCCCUCGGAAAUGCCGUUGGGGAAUUUUUCAACGUCUGAAGACCUUAUCUUUAUUGAAGCAACUUGCAUAUUCGAAGAUUACAUUUAUGCGCAUCGCUUGACUCCGGUUCGGGUUCAUAUACGGUUGAUUUCUAUUCCGUUCGAAUCCAUACUUCCGGUUAUAUUUUACUGGGUUUUUAUUACUUGCCAUGAGUGUAAUUGCUUCCCUUUCUCUUGCUUUGUAGUUCACCUAACACCUGUCACUUAUCUUUUGACAUGUCCAAGAAAAUUGUACCCUGAGUACGCAUGCCGGAAAAAUGCUACGGCCGCGCGGCAUUUCUGCACACUUCCGCUUUCAACGCCCAAUUCCACCAAUAUGGAGAGUUUAAUAGCACCCCAAAAGAGUAAGUGCGACACAGAACCGAGUCAGUGCAGUAUUCAUUCUGCAGUUUUUCGACAAGGCAAUUUUCAGCGGACAUAA